UGUUUGGAAGAGCACGUGACUCUCCUCUGCGGAAAUCAUGGCUGCGCCCUGUGCCGCUCAAUGCUUUUACAGAACAGGUGGUUCAAGGCUGCUACAGAGAGUAGCACAGCUGCCCAGCUGCCAUAGAAGCUUAUUUGCUGCCCUCCAAUACCCACCUCACCGAAGUUUCUUCUGGAAGAAAUCAAACAGUUCUCACAGUGUGGUCCGGCCCGCUGUAGUGCGCCCCUCUUAUGCUGUACCCAAGCACAUCCAGAAGCCGGACUAUGUGUCAUCCAGCAAGGUGCCUGAGUGGCCAGAUUACAUCGAGAUUAAAGAUGAGGAGCAGAUCCAGGGAUUGAAACGAGCUUGUCAACUAGCCAGACACAUACUGCUCCUGGCAGGAAAGAGCUUGAAGGUUGGUAUGACGACAGAUGAAAUAGACUUUAUAGUCCAUCGGGAAGCCGUUCGUCACAAUGCCUACCCGUCUCCUUUACAUUACGGGGGCUUUCCGAAGUCAGUCUGUACCUCUGUUAACAAUGUAGUAUGCCAUGGCAUUCCAGACAGUCGGCCAUUGCAGGAUGGAGAUAUCAUCAAUAUAGAUGUCACAGUUUAUUUAGAAGGUUACCACGGAGACACCUCAGAAACAUUUCUGAUUGGCUCAGUGAAUGAACAGGGCAGAAAGUUAGUGGAUGUGGCUCGACGGUGCAGAGAUCAGGCCAUCGCCGCCUGUGGACCAGGUCAACCUCUGUGCAUCAUUGGCAACACUAUCAGCAAAGUAGCAAAUUCAAAUGGAUUCUGUGUGUGUCCAUAUUUUAUCGGUCAUGGGAUCGGAACAUAUUUCCAUGGUUAUCCAGAGAUAUGGCAUCAUGCCAAUGACAAUGACCUACAGAUGGAAGAGGGCAUGUCCUUCACUAUAGAACCCAUUCUUAUGGAAGGAUCCUCAGAAUUCAAGAUCCUGAAGGACAAGUGGACUGCUGUAUCUGUCGAUGACAAAAGAUCGGCCCAGUUUGAACACACGGUUGUAAUCACCAGCGAUGGUGUAGAGAUUCUGACAAAACUACCAGAUGAAGAUUGACCAGACAAGAAUUAUGGGACAUCUUGAAGUGUGACCUGUGAGAUGGAUCUGCGUUUUUAAAAUAACAGAAUCUGUUAUUUAAAUAAACGUUUCUUAACAUUUA
This is a messenger RNA of Carassius carassius (crucian carp), 1157 nucleotides long. RefSeq names its product methionyl aminopeptidase type 1D (mitochondrial) (gene metap1d). The record is from RefSeq and is a predicted model, not a curated record. The coding region runs from base 38 to 1054 and encodes 338 amino acids. Lineage: Eukaryota; Metazoa; Chordata; Actinopteri; Cypriniformes; Cyprinidae. Gene Ontology annotation, molecular function: metalloaminopeptidase activity. Gene Ontology annotation, biological process: proteolysis. The transcript has 10 exons.